Messenger RNA from Emiliania huxleyi CCMP1516, 457 nucleotides. RefSeq lists its product as hypothetical. The transcript is spliced from 4 exons. Gene Ontology annotation, biological process: regulation of transcription by RNA polymerase II; poly(A)+ mRNA export from nucleus; positive regulation of DNA-templated transcription. NCBI's taxonomy places the organism in Eukaryota, Haptophyta, Isochrysidales, Noelaerhabdaceae. The record is from RefSeq and is a predicted model, not a curated record. Gene Ontology annotation, molecular function: chromatin binding; transcription coactivator activity. Gene Ontology annotation, cellular component: DUBm complex; SAGA complex; nuclear pore. The coding region runs from base 1 to 315 and encodes 104 amino acids.
AUGGCGCAGGACAAGAAGCUGAAGGAUGCGAUCCACAAUAAGCUCGUCGAGACGGGCGAGUACGACCGGCUCAAGGAGCUGCUGCGGCAACGGCUGGUCGAGUCGCAGUGGCGCGACAGCCUCAAGCAAUACACGAUGGACCUGAUCAAGAAGAAGGGCGGCGAUACACCAUUUACCGUCGAGCAGCUUACGCAUGAGAUCACGCCGCAAGGAAGAGAAACCGUGCCGGACGACGUCAAGUCGGAGCUCCUCGCCGAGAUCCGCCGGUUCGUCGAGGGCCUCGACUCAUCCGUGCAGGCGGGAGUGGAGUCUUAGCCUGAUCUUCCUCCUAACUUUUGUGUGAUGUAACUCCGUCUGGGACAAACUUGACAAGCGCGGGCGAGGGAGCGAGAGGAUACACGAGAGCCGUGAGGUGUGUGGCCGUGUGUCUCUGCUCACACACACCUGCUGCCUGCUG